This is a messenger RNA of Brassicogethes aeneus, 1958 nucleotides long. NCBI's taxonomy places the organism in Eukaryota, Metazoa, Arthropoda, Insecta, Coleoptera, Nitidulidae. The record is from the annotation of a GenBank genome assembly.
UUUUGAUAUGUCAUCAGGGGGCCGGGCCCUAUAUUUCCUUGCGUAGAUAAAACUCAAUUAAACUAAUGCCAGUUAAAUUCUGGAACUGGCAUACGAAACUCUCCAUAUAAAUGAAGUGAUUUAAGGAAUUGAAUUGAAUGUUUGUGAUUGUUUUAUAGUUUUUUUAUUUAUUAACAUAACCUGCUCAAUUUUAAACAAACAAAUAUGUGGAAGGCAGCCGCUGGACAGAAAGUUAACAUUAAAGAUCAGGAUGUGGAAGAUGAUGAAUGGGAAACUGAUCCCGACUUUGUGAAUGAUGUUAAUGAAGAGCAGCAAAGAUGGGGCUCAUCAACUGUGCAAGGAUCCGGAAGGACUGCUGGUGCAAUAGAUAUGGCCCAAUUAAGGAAAGAAACUGAAGCUGCAGAUGCACAAAAAAAGAAAAAACAACAUGAUGAAACCAAUCCGGGUUUUGGAUAUGGAGGAAAGUUUGGUGUUGAGACUGAUCGAAUGGACAAAUCGGCGAUGGGGCAUGAAUAUAUUGCAAAAGUUGAAAAACAUGCCUCACAAAUGGAUUAUAGCACAGGUUUUGGUGGAAAAUAUGGGAUACAAACAGACAGAGUAGACAAGAGUGCUGUCAAUUGGGACCAUAAAGAAAAAGUUGAAAAACAUGCGUCCCAAAAAGACUAUGCUGCUGGGUUUGGUGGGAAAUUUGGAGUGCAAAGUGAUAGGCAAGAUAAGUCCGCAGUUGGAUGGGAUCAUUUGGAAAAAGUGGAGAAACAUGAGUCCCAAAAAGAUUAUGCCAAAGGUUUUGGAGGCAAAUUUGGAGUUCAAUCCGACAGACAGGACAAAUCGGCCGUCGGUUGGGAUCACCACGAAGCCCCGCAAAAACACGAAAGUCAAACCGAUCACAAAAUCGGUUUUGGCGGCAAAUUCGGUCUCCAAACCGACAGGGUGGAUAAAUCUGCCGCCAACUUCGAUGAGCCCUCGAAAGUGGGCACGAAUUACACUCGAACAAAACCGGACAUCGGAGGAGCAAAACCCUCUGAUUUGAGAGCGAAAUUCGAAAACUUGAGCUCUCAAAUGAACAAAACGCCAAGCUCAAUCCCCGCACCUAAGAAAACUAUUACUACUAAAGCGGCCGCUUUUACAAAUAACACUACUAAUAUUGAUAAUACAACGAAAGUAACCGCCGAGGUGGCUGCUCCCAAAAGAUUCGAUCAAUCGAAAAUGGCUUUUCUCACCAAGGAAGCAGAGCCCAUCAAAAAAGCGCCCAUUGUUAUUGAAAGAGAAGCUGUUGUGGUAGAAACGAAAGCUGUUGUUGAAAAGGAGGCUGUUACUGAAAAAAAAGCACCUAGCAAUAAUGUUGAAAGUAACACUGCCGCGGAACUUGAGGAAGCUCAAAGAAUUAUACAACAAACUCAGGAAGAGCUUGAGUUGAUUAAUAAGUUAAGGGAUGGAAACUUUGAAGAAGAGGUGCCAGAAAUUAACAAUGAAGCUCAAAAUUCUGAAUCGAUUUAUGGAAAUGUCGAAAUUCUCCGACAGCAAGCUGAACAGGCAGUGGAACAAAAUGUUGAGGAAAUUUAUUCAGAUGAAAUUGUUGACACUGGUUUAACUGCUGUUGCAUUGUACGAUUAUCAAGCUGCUGCUGAUGAUGAGGUAUCAUUUGAUCCUGAUGACAUUAUUACACAUAUUGAACAGAUUGAUGAAGGUUGGUGGAGAGGCCUGUGCAAGGGUGUUUAUGGGCUUUUUCCUGCAAAUUACGUACAAUUACAAUAACUCUUGGAAUUGCAUUUUACUUAUUUUAUCCAUUUUUUUACUUUUUACAAACAAACUUUGUAAGUAUUAUUUUAUCAUGAAGUUUAUGACAGUAUAUGCUUCCAGUAAAUUUUAUAGUUAUUUAAAAUGUAUUAAUUAUUUUUUUUACUAUCAAUCUUUAUUGUAUAUAAGAAAAUAAAUGUUAAUAAACAUUAUUGAAACUU